AUGGUUAGCUAUUACUCGCUUAUGUGCAUUCUAUGCAUAACUUCCACACAAGCUGAAAGAAAUCUACUUUCUCCUCCUUACACUUGCACAACAACAACAACACUUUGUCAACCUGGAGAAACGACAGAACGAGGGAUGAAUGGAUUGCCUGGAAUAAAAAGCGAAAAGGGAAUACCUUGUCAGUGUAAUAUUGCAGAUGAACAGGCAAUGAGAGAGAUGAGCAGGAAAAUAGAUGAAAUUGAAAGUGAAAAUCGAAAAAUGAAACAACAAAUUCGGGAUCUCGAAACUAAAAAUGAUCAGAUUAAUAAAACCAUCAAAAAACUAGGAGACAGCGAUUUCAUUUUCCCAUCAAGUUGCGACCAAAAUGGUAUGGCUAGCAAAAUAUAUCCACGGAAAAGCGAGGGAGACCUCACUCCCAUUGAGGUUAAUUGCGAACUAUAUUCAGUGAAUGAAGAUGGAUGGAUUACAAUUCAGAGACGACAAAAUGGAGCAGUCAGAUUUUAUGACAGAAACUGGGAAAGUUAUGCCACAGGUUUUGGAGAUAAAAAUGAAGAAUUUUGGCUCGGUCUUCGAACAAUUCAUCAACUGACAACAUCGAGGGAUUAUAAACUUCGUAUUGAUAUGAGAACAAAACCUGGUACAUCAUAUUACGCAGAAUACAGCACAUUCGAAGUAGGAAGUGAAAAAUCAAAAUUUCAGCUGACAAUCUCGGGAUAUUCUGGUAAUGCUGAUGACUAUAUGUCGUAUCAUAAUCAUCAAACGUUUUCCACUUAUGAUGCAGACAAUGACGCAUAUGAAGAAAGUUGUGCUCUCAAUCACAAUGGUGCCUGGUGGUAUAAGAGUUGCUAUGGUUCCAACCUGAAUGGAAAAUAUGAUUAUAACUUCUACUGGAACGAUUAUCUCUCGUUCAGUGAAAUGAAGAUUCAUCCGGUGUAAAUAAUCAUUCCAGGUGUUGGAGCAACGUCAACGUAGAGAUUCUCAUUUUAAAAAUAACUUUGUUAUUUACUAUGUUUUAAACUGAAAAUUUAAAACUCGAGCAGAAAGUCUGCAAUGCCGUUCUAAACGUUUUACUUUGUUGUAGUUAUCUUUUUUAAACUUUCAAUUUGACACAACGACGCGCUAUUUUGUUCGAAUUUGGAAAGUCGUAAUUUAUAUGUGAUCAAAUAAUACAGACUUCUCAAUGCUACUACUUUAGUAAUUUUUAUUUACUUCUAUAUUUUAAAACAUAUUAUGUAGAAUUCAAAUGGAAGUAACUUGGAUUUUGA
Messenger RNA from Styela clava, 1265 nucleotides. NCBI's taxonomy places the organism in Eukaryota, Metazoa, Chordata, Ascidiacea, Stolidobranchia, Styelidae. The record is from RefSeq and is a predicted model, not a curated record.